ACACCGGGUUGACAAUUAGAGCUUGCCUGUUACUGCAUUUCCGGACUGCGAUUACACUUGGUCGCAAUUUGGUGUUGUGUUUUAGCGCGUCAGCGCGCAUGGCAUUCUUUCGCAACAAUCCUGCCCGGGUGUCUCCCAGCAUAAUGGGUUGGUGGAGCACAAGAAUCGCCAUGUUCUUGAAUUUGGCUGGGCAUUACUUUUUUCACUCUAGUGUUCCGACUAGUUUUUGGGUAGAGGUGAUUCAUAUAGUUGUCUAUCUGAUCAACCGAAAGCCGGAUCUGGUGCUUGACGCUAAGAGUCCUUAUGAAGCGCUCUAUCAACGUCGUCCGGAGUAUGAGCAGUUACGAGUAUUUGGGUGUAUGUGGUAUGUUCUUCUUCCUCGAUGGGAGCGUCAUAAACGUGCACCCAAAGCGAUUAAGUGCGCGUUUGUGGGCUACAGUGAAAAACACAAAGGCUAUGUUUGCUAUGAUCCGACUAAUCGUAGAGUUCGUAUCUUCUGCGAUGUUUUUUUGGAACAUAUCCCUCAUUAUUCCGUGUCAGCUGCUGAACAUCGGGCUGCUAAUGAUCUUUUCCAUCCCUUAGCUGAGUUUCCUCCUGGCUUGGACACUUUCCUUGAAGGUGCGGAUCCGCCCUCACAUUCACCCAGCAUCUCGUCUUCGUCCUCCUCCCCAUCAUCGUCAUCGCGCACUUCUAGUUCAUCAUCCUGCUCGUCUAGUGGUGCCGACCCACCUCCUCCUUCACCGAAUCCAUCACCAGCUCCUGUUGUUUUGCGGCGUUCUGAUCGUGUUACUCGCGGCCAGCCACCUCAUUGUCUUGGCGACUUUGUGGCCUUCGCCACUCAUCAUGUUCCCAUUCCCGCCACUUACAAGCAGGCUCAUGGCCAGGCUUUUCUAGAAUGCAACUAUGGAUGUGGAAUUUGAGGCGUUGGAGGCUUCCCACACAUGGGAUUUGGUUCCACGCCCUUGUGAUCAUCCCGUUAUCGGUUCAAAGUGGGUCUACAAUGUAAAAGUUCACCCCGAUGGUACCAUUGAGCGCUUUAAGCUCAUGUUGUUGCUCAAGGAUUUCGCCAGAAGGUUGGAAUCGACUAUGACGAGACUUUUGCCCCUGUUGCUAAGAUGCAAACUGUUCGAACAUUACUGGAUGUCGUUGCUAUGCAGGGAUGGAGUCUUAAACAACUGGAUGUCAAAAAUGUAUUCUUGCAUGGGGACUUUAAAAAAAUAGUUUACUUGGA
Molecule: messenger RNA, 1231 nt
Organism: Linum trigynum
Lineage: Eukaryota; Viridiplantae; Streptophyta; Magnoliopsida; Malpighiales; Linaceae
Source: the annotation of a GenBank genome assembly